CCCGCAGACUUGAGCUCUUGGCUGCCCCUUCCAGUCUUGUCUGGUUGUCUGGCUCAAUCCGGCGCCGGAUAUCGAGCCUCGGUCGACGACGGUCUGAGCCCCGGCGACCCUCGAAACGGACUCUUCUGCUCCGGCGCCCUGCCACCCCUCGGCCUCGACCCACCCGACCGGACCGACUGCCCACCCCGGGCCGAUGACGCCGUCCAGAUGCCACACCUCUUCCACGAACCAAACGGUCUCGCAGGUCUCAGCACCGCCGGCCAGAGCGAAGACGGACUCGAACUAGUCGGUCGUAUUGGCGUCAGUAGUGCCGAAGCCGUGACCUUGGAGCCGGACCUGCAGUCGGCCUGCUUGCCCCGGUUCGUGAGGAUAGACAGACACACUUACAAACUCUCUUGGUGCACAAAUGUGGCAUGGUCUCGUUUUCGCAACUUGGUCGUGUUGUUAGGGCCACGUAGUUGGACGCACCUUGUCCGCACUCCUCUGCUAUAUCAGUUAACAUAG
Molecule: messenger RNA, 504 nt
Organism: Protopolystoma xenopodis
Lineage: Eukaryota; Metazoa; Platyhelminthes; Monogenea; Polystomatidea; Polystomatidae
Source: the annotation of a GenBank genome assembly